This is a messenger RNA of Helianthus annuus (common sunflower), 2071 nucleotides long. RefSeq names its product transmembrane 9 superfamily member 2-like. Gene Ontology annotation, biological process: protein localization to membrane. Lineage: Eukaryota; Viridiplantae; Streptophyta; Magnoliopsida; Asterales; Asteraceae. The transcript has 8 exons. The record is from RefSeq and is a predicted model, not a curated record. Gene Ontology annotation, cellular component: membrane. Bases 43 to 1809 code for a protein of 588 amino acids.
CUCCAUACCAUCUAUCUGUGGGCGUUGUAGCAGAGACCAAAGAUGACGACGAUGACCGUGAUCCGGUGGUUGCUGGUGGCGUUAACGUUGCUACAAGUCCGAUCAGGUGCCUCCGAUCACAAAUACAAACCUAACGAUGAAGUUCCUAUCUACGCUAACAAAGUCGGCCCCUUUCAUAACCCUAGUGAAACAUACCGCUUUUUUGAUCUUCCAUUCUGUUUACCAGCUCAUUUAAAGGAGAAGCCAGAAGCACUUGGUGAAGUACUGAACGGAGAUCGUUUAGUAAGUGCUCCUUAUAAGCUUGAGUUUAUGCGCGAAAAGGACUCUGAACUUGUAUGCAGAAAAAAACUAACAAAAGCGGAAGUAUCCAAAUUUCGAAAAGCUGUUGCCAAGGAUUACUAUUUCCAAAUGUACUACGAUGACUUGCCUUUUUGGGGCUUUCUAGGGAAGGUUGAAAAAGACAAAACUGACCCUAGUGAGGAGAAGUAUUACCUGUUUAAGCAUCUUCAUUUUGAGAUCCACUACAAUAAAGACCGUGUGAUAGAGAUAAACGCAAAAGCCGAUCCUAAUGCUGUUGUGGAUCUUACUGAUGAUAAAGAAGUUGAGGUGGAGUUUCUGUAUACUGUGAAGUGGAAAGAAACCGAUAUUCCGUAUGAGAGUCGAAUGGAGAAAUACUCCCAGACUUCUUCACAGCCACAUCACCUGGAGAUCCAUUGGUUUUCGAUUAUUAAUUCGUGUGUCACGGUUCUCCUUUUAACUGGUUUUCUUGCUACCAUUCUUAUGCGGGUUCUUAAGAAUGACUUUGUUAAGUAUGCUCAUGAUGAAGAGGAAGCUGAUGAUCAAGAGGAAACCGGUUGGAAGUACAUUCACGGUGAUGUUUUCAGGUACCCGAAGUACAAGUCUCUGUUUGCCGCUGCACUUGGUUCCGGCACCCAGCUAUUUUCCCUUGCACUUUUUAUUUUCGGGCUAGCUCUAGUUGGUGUAUUUUAUCCAUAUAACCGAGGAGCUCUGUUUACCGCACUGGUUGUCAUAUAUGCACUUACUUCUGGGAUUGCAGGCUACACCGCAGCCUCGUUUUAUCACCAGCUAGAAGGAACUAACUGGGUGAGGAACUUACUAUUGACAGGCUGCCUAUUCUGUGGGCCCCUCUUUCUUACUUUUUGCUUUCUAAACACUGUUGCAAUCGCGUACACCGCCACUGCUGCUCUACCCUUUGGUACAAUAGUGGUGAUUGUGUUAAUAUGGACAUUGGUGACUUCACCGUUGUUAGUAUUGGGCGGUAUUGCUGGCAAAAACAGCAAGGCUGAAUUUCAAGCACCCGUUCGCACCACAAAAUAUCCCAGAGAGAUCCCGCCGUUACCGUGGUACCGUAAAACCGUGCCGCAAAUGGCCAUGGCUGGUUUUCUUCCUUUCAGUGCAAUCUACAUUGAGCUUUAUUACAUCUUUGCCAGUGUGUGGGGCCACAAGAUUUAUACCAUUUACAGUAUCUUAUUUAUAGUCUUUAUCAUCCUCCUCAUUGUUACUGCCUUUAUAACUGUGGCGUUGACUUAUUUCCAACUUGCUGCUGAAGACCAUGAAUGGUGGUGGAGGUCUUUCUUGUGUGGGGGGUCAACCGGUGUUUUCAUCUAUGGGUAUUGUUUGUACUAUUAUUAUGAACGUUCUGACAUGUCGGGAUUCAUGCAGACAUCGUUUUUCUUUGGUUACAUGGCUUGUAUAUGUUAUGGUUUCUUUCUCAUGCUUGGAAUGGUCGGUUUCCGGGCGGCUUUGUUCUUUGUUCGCCAUAUCUACCGCUCAAUCAAGUGUGAAUAGAAGUUUAGUGUUCAAACAGCUGCUGCUGCUGCCGCCGCCGCUGACAGGGUGAAACCAUCAAAACUAUGAGAACUAGUUUACUUGAUGAGUGUUUUGAUAUACUAGUUUAUGUUAUUUCAUUUUCCGUUUAAUAGGAGUCAAAUCAUACCUAGUCAAUUUUGGACAUACAUUUUAAUAUGUAGCUUGUAAUUAAAUUUCAGUUUGUGCAACUCCAGGUACUAUAUCAGCAGAUUUUCUUAAGUUUCCUUGUUUGUAUUAUAAA